AUGGCUUUCCAGAUCAAUCCGCUGUUGGCAGCUUUCUUCCUCUUCCUCUCACUUGCAAAGAUCUUCCCUCUCAAUGUUGUAACAGCGUCCGAUCCAGAUCCAGUCGAGGACAUUUGCAUUCCAAAUGGACGUUCCAGUCGUUCCCAGGUAUCUUCAAAGGACUUCUACUCUAGUGUGCUUCGAGACGGUGCUGUUGCCUCGAGCCCACCCAAGUCCUUCGCGUUCUCCCAAGCUAUUGUGAGCACAUUUCCGGGGCUCAACACAAUGGGCUUUUCAGUGGCUCGGAUCUAUCUCGGGCCAGGAGGAGUGGUGAGAAGUCACGCUCAUCCACGGGCAAGCGAGCUUGUUGAUGUUGAAAAAGGUGUUAUAGAGGUUGGAUUUGUGGACUCAAACAACAAGCUCUUUGCUCACAACUUGAAAGAGGCCGAGCUUUUACGUGGCGUCCAAAUCACGACAGCAAAUAAAAUCACUCAUGGCUAUGCAAAUGUAUUCACUUUAAUUGCUUUCUCUAUUUUCUCAUCCUUGAACGAUUGCCACAUUCUUGUGCUUGUGAGAGCUGCAGAUCCCGAGGACGUUUGCAUUCCACGGAACAAUAUUAGUGAAGGUUUCAUGAAGUGCAAGCCGUACUCAAAGGUAUCUUCAAAAGACUUCCACUCGAGCAAGGUGGAUACCUCACACAAGCCCAACGCGUUUGAUUUCGCUCAAGCUGUUGUCAGCACAUUUCUGGCACUCAACACGAUGGGAUUGUCCGUGGCAUGA
Selaginella moellendorffii is the source of this 759-nucleotide messenger RNA. RefSeq names its product germin-like protein subfamily T member 2. Bases 1 to 759 code for a protein of 252 amino acids. Gene Ontology annotation, cellular component: cell wall. The transcript has 2 exons. The record is from RefSeq and is a predicted model, not a curated record. Gene Ontology annotation, molecular function: manganese ion binding. NCBI's taxonomy places the organism in Eukaryota, Viridiplantae, Streptophyta, Lycopodiopsida, Selaginellales, Selaginellaceae.